UUGGUGACAAGUGUCAACAGUCAAUGUCAAAUAUAGACUUAUGCAGUUUUGAAGCAAAAAAGUAAAGUUUUGGGUUUAAUUGUUUUGCAGUUUCAAUAUUGCGGUGUCAAAAUUUCACUUCGCUAGUGGCAAAUAUGGAUGAUUAUCUACUAAACGACGGCGACAGCGAAAGCGAUGGAGAGAGCGAGGAGGAGCUGAACAUGCAAAGUAGCGAGGGCCAGGCCAGAGUGGUGAUGACGCGAACAGCAGCCCCCGUAAAAAAACAGCAUUUUGAUAAAUCCCUGGCUGCGUCACACUCGUACAUGGGCGGCGGGCUGGUGCCGCUGCGCGGGCGCUCGGUCCUGGAGCCGGGCUGGCAGGGCCGACUGCCCGUGGCGGCGCAUUCGGGCGCCGUCUUCCCCGGCGAGACCGUACCCAUGCUGAUGCCAGACUACGACGACGCCAUUCUCCUCUUCGAGGCCAUUCAACGAGACAAACUAUUCGGCCUGCUGUGUCCAGACGAGACGGGCGGCAUGGUGUCGGGGUACGGCGUGGUGUGCGAGGUGUACGAGGCGGGGACUGCGGGCGCGGGCGAGGCGCGCGGCAACACGGCGCUGUCGUUCAAGGCGCGCGCGCGCCACCGCUUCCGCCUCCUCCACCCGCCCGACCACCCCGCGCCCCUGCACUCAUACACCAGGGCCGCUGCCGGAGGAGGCGGUGGCGCUGUCCUUCUGGGUCGCCUCCAACCUGACGCUGUCGGCGCGCGACCGACACGCGCUGUUCGCGGUGGACGACGUGCUGCUGCGCCUGCGCUUGGAGCUGCGUUUCAUCGGCCGGAAGAGCGCGCUGUGCUGUGCGGCGUGCGGCGCGGAGAUAGCGCGGCGCGACGACGUGCUGCCCAUGUCCAGCGAGGGCGUGCACUCCAACUACACCAAUUCAGGCGGGUACAUGCACGACAUCGUGACGGUGUCGCGCGCGCGCGGCGUGGUGCCCAGCGGGCGGCGCUCCGCGGAGUUCUCCUGGUUCCCGGGCUACGCCUGGACCAUCAUCGUGUGCGGCGCCUGCAGGACGCACCUCGGCUGGCAGUUCGACGCGCUGAGCCGCAGCCUGAGGCCGGAGUACUUCUUCGGUCUGUGCCGCAACUACGUGCAGCCGCGCGCCGACGCCGAGCCCGACUGCGUGUGAUGCACCUAUGUACCUAUGUACCUACAGAUGGAAAAUCACCACAAGCAUAUUUUAAAUAAUCAUGCCCAAAAAAAUAUAAAUAGAAAAAAUAUCAUUAAGAGGAAUUCAAUUUUUAAGAUCAUGAUUUAUAAUAGUAGUAAUUAUUACGAAUUAAUGUAUCUUUAUUGUUAUAACUACAUAAAAGCGGCUGCAAUCGCGUAUGGAGGCCUUCGUGAUCAGUUCUGCGAGGUGAGAGGUGGCAGAGGUGGUGAGAGAUGGCGAGGUGCUACGUGACUGCAGCCGCUUCUAUCUACUUGUAAUAACGUCUCACAAAAGAUUAGGUAGUUUCAUUUUAUAGUUGCAAUUGAAAGUUAAUAUUGCUAAAUGUAAGAGUCAAUUCGGACUGAAAUGAUUCGACGUAACGUGUUACGCGCACCAGGCGCAUGGUACGCGCACCAGGCGCAUGUUACGCGCACCAGGCGCAUGUUACGCGCACCAGGCGCAUGUUACGCGCACCAGGCGCAUGUUACUGCGCGUUAAAAAUGUUCAUUAAGGAUUUUCUUUAAAAACAAGAAUAAAAGUGUACAAAUAGUAA
This is a messenger RNA of Papilio xuthus (Asian swallowtail), 1738 nucleotides long. Its product is annotated as protein cereblon homolog. The coding region runs from base 135 to 1223 and encodes 362 amino acids. The transcript has 8 exons. The record is from RefSeq and is a predicted model, not a curated record. NCBI's taxonomy places the organism in Eukaryota, Metazoa, Arthropoda, Insecta, Lepidoptera, Papilionidae.